Molecule: messenger RNA, 1364 nt
Organism: Phytophthora infestans T30-4
Lineage: Eukaryota; Oomycota; Peronosporomycetes; Peronosporales; Peronosporaceae
Exons: 1
Coding region: 617-1147 (176 amino acids)
Source: RefSeq, a predicted model, not a curated record
GCCAACUUCAAAGGCGUCUAAGGCUUAACCUAGCUCGCGUGCGCUCGCCACGUCCAGUAACAAUGGUGGCAGCAGUGACGAGGACGGCAACUUGGGCGAGGAUGACUCACAGAAGAAGAAGGAGCGCCGUCGACAGCAGGUGCGCUACGCCUCACGUCGUCGUCGUAAGAAACAGAAGGACGAGGAGAGUUUCCUGCGCGACCGCAUCGCGGAGUUGAAGGAGCAGAUCCGCAUCAUUGGCGGUGACCUGACAGAGCAAUGCUCUCAGAUGGCAGGAAUGAGUGAGCAAGCUCUGACGGAGGCGUACGAGAAGCAGAUGGUGACGGUGCAGACGCUACGCAAGGACAACAACAAGCUGAAGGAGCAGCUGUUGCAGCACGAGAACUUCGCUCGCAUGAUCCAGUAUGGUCUGAAUGCGCUGCCCAGCGACUGUCGUGACGUGGACCGUAAGAAGAUCGCGGGUGUCCCGAUGUGGAUCAGCGACCAGAUGAACCCUCUGAAGGGUCCGACACUGGUGGUGGAUCUGAAUUUGUGUCACGAAGCUGUGCGUCACACGUACAACGAGCUGAAGGCGUUUGGUCCGUCGGUGAACUCGAAGACGAACGUGUGCUAUGCUAUGGGCUGGAAGACGGAGCUGUGGGCUGCCAGCACGUGUCUGAACUUCCGAGCGGUUCGUGUUAUUAGUGACAAGAACAUCCGCGAGGUUGCAGAUGCUUCAUGGGAGAUUAUUACGUCGCCGGAUAAGUUCAAACGCAUUUAUCCGGAUGUCAAGCAGUUCCGUAUCCUACAGAAGGUGACGGAUGAUAUCGUGGUGGUGCACCGCAUCGCGUCGGUGGCAUCAGAUCUUUCUGACCGCGAGUUUAUCUCGGUGGCGUUCCGACUCCGGGACGGAGACAAUUAUUUUAUUGGUAUCAAAUCUAUCACGGUGCAGACUGAGGCUGCUGAGAACUGCAUUCGUGGUGAGGAAUGUCAAGGAUGGAUGUUUGUUGGUGGCGAGAACGAGACAUCGCAGUGGAAGGCUCACUUCUUGGGCUACUACGAUGUCAAGGGCGAGAAGGACGACAAGGUGCUGAACCAGCUUGCUAACGAGGCGAUGUUCGGUAUGCUCCGAUGGGAGAGUGAGGCCAUGCACCCGCUUAGUGUCUAAGGGUCAAACGUCCUCGUAUUGGUGGGGCCCUUUUGCUCGAUACGUGGAGAUUGUGGUGGGCUAGAUGUCAUACAGCUCUAAGCAGAGGGCGCUACUGCUGAGUAUUGACUAAUGCCAGGCGUAAGCCAAUCCACUGAUAGCUGAGCGAACACCUGAGCACGGACGUCUUAUUGAGUACAUGCAUAAAUUGUGUUAAAAAAUAUAAGAAACGAAAACA